AUGGCAGAAAGACAACCCUCUCGACACAAAACUGCGAAGCAAUUGCCAGUUUACCAAACACCAACCAAUCAUAUCAUGUCUACUCAAUCCAACAAUACCAUGACCCAAUUGUCACUAAGUCGCCCCCAAAUGUCACUGAAGUCUUCUUUGCACAAGAUGCACAAGGUGAUGCCGUCCUCCGACUUGCUUCCGUGUGCUCCUCCAAAGGAUGAUACACCAGAAGAACGAAGCGCCUUCGUGAUUGGAAUCUUGGAUGAAGUCCUUGACAUUCUGAAUGACGACUUGUUCGAAGACGAUGACGACGACGAUCUCGACUUCGGCACCAACUCAGACUGCGGGUUGUAA
Cylindrotheca closterium is the source of this 345-nucleotide messenger RNA. Lineage: Eukaryota; Bacillariophyta; Bacillariophyceae; Bacillariales; Bacillariaceae. The record is from the annotation of a GenBank genome assembly.